Molecule: messenger RNA, 288 nt
Organism: Ostertagia ostertagi
Lineage: Eukaryota; Metazoa; Nematoda; Chromadorea; Rhabditida; Trichostrongylidae
Source: the annotation of a GenBank genome assembly
AUGCAGCUCAUAAAGCAGAAGUUACUGAAAUUUUGGGACGAAGGAUGGUUGGUGGGAUUUAUAUCAAAGCAUGACGCUUCGCAGUCCAUGAUGAUGUCAAGUCAUUCGACCUUCCUGCUGCGCUUCAGUGACACCCAGACGGGCGCAGUCAGCAUAGGAUUUGUGUGUGAGGAUGAUGAUGGUCAGAAAGUGCCUUUUCAUCUGGCACCAUUUUCCAUCAAGGAUCUCGACCAGCUUUCUCUAGCUCAGCGCAUAGCCAGCUGUCCUCAACUGAAGGAGAUUAAGUGA